CAGCAACAUAUUCACAUUAUGGGACGCACACGCUGAGUUUGGCAGGCAUGGUAGUGAAUUUCUGCACUAUAGGGGCGGGAUAGUGGAUUGAAGCAUUACUCCGUAUCCUUUUGGUUUACCAGUCCGGCUUGCUUAAUUAUAUUCAUGCGUGUAUACUCAGUAAAAAGCGUAAAAGUUGAAUUACUUCGAAUAGACUUUUUUUCUUUCUGCCUUUAGAAAUUUCGAUAACAUCUACAAGGCUCAACCCACCACAAGCAUAACAAAUCGCAAAAACAGAAUCGUGUUAACCAAGUUAUCGCACUUGCGUCGAUACUGUGCGAAAGUUUCGCUGUUUUUAUUAAAAUUUCAAUUUUUUUUUAUAAUUAGUUGUAUAAAAGUUAAAAAAUGUCUGACGGUGAUGAUGAUUUCAUGUGUGAAGAAGAAGAAGAUUACGGUUUGGAAUACUCAGAAGACUCUAAUUCAGAACCUGAUGUUGAUUUAGAAAAUCAAUAUUAUAAUAGUAAAGCACUGAAAGAGGAUGAUCCUAAGGCAGCCCUACAAAGUUUUCAAAAAGUUUUGGACUUGGAAGGUGGAGACAAAGGAGAAUGGGGGUUCAAAGCUCUCAAACAAAUGAUAAAAAUAAAUUUCAAACUAGGCAAUUACAAAGAAAUGAUGACUAGGUAUAAGCAAUUACUUACCUACAUCAAAAGUGCAGUUACAAGAAAUCACUCAGAAAAAUCAAUUAAUUCUAUUUUAGAUUAUAUUAGUACAUCAAAAAAUAUGGAACUACUGCAAGAUUUCUAUGAAACUACAUUAGAUGCUUUAAAAGAUGCCAAAAAUGAUAGACUGUGGUUUAAAACUAAUACAAAGUUGGGGAAGUUAUAUUUUGACCGAUCAGAUUUUAACAAAUUAGCUAAAAUUUUAAAACAACUGCAUCAAAGUUGUCAAACUGACGAUGGAGAAGAUGAUUUAAAAAAGGGUACUCAACUAUUAGAAAUUUAUGCUUUAGAAAUACAGAUGUACACUGCACAAAAGAACAAUAAAAAACUUAAGACCCUCUAUGAGCAAAGUUUGCAUAUUAAAAGUGCAAUUCCACAUCCUCUCAUUAUGGGCGUUAUUAGGGAAUGUGGGGGUAAAAUGCACUUGAGAGAAGGAGAAUUUGAAAGGGCACAUACUGACUUUUUUGAAGCAUUUAAAAACUAUGAUGAAUCAGGUUCUCCACGGCGAACUACGUGCUUAAAAUACUUGGUUCUUGCGAACAUGUUAAUGAAAUCAGGUAUUAAUCCUUUUGAUUCUCAAGAAGCCAAACCUUACAAAAAUGAUCCUGAAAUUUUGGCAAUGACUAAUCUUGUAGUUAGUUAUCAAAAUAAUGAUAUCAAUCAGUUUGAAUUAAUUUUGAAACAAAAUAGAAACAAUAUUAUGGAUGAUCCUUUUAUCAGAGAACACAUUGAAGAUUUACUUCGUAACAUAAGAACACAGGUCCUCAUAAAAUUAAUAAAACCUUAUACAAGAAUUCAUAUUCCAUUCAUAAGCAAAGAACUUAAUAUUGAUGUUACGGAAGUUGAAAGUUUACUGGCUUCAUGUAUCUUAGAUAACACGAUCCGUGGGCGUAUUGACCAGGUAAACCAAGUUCUGGAACUUGAUAGAAAAUCUGUCUGUGCUGCUCGGUACAACGCCUUAGAUAAGUGGACAACUCAACUUGAAUCAUUGCAUUUGGCUAUUUUGAAUAAAAUGUCGUAAAUUUAAAUACUUGAACAGCAACUAAUAACAUCAUAUAUCUGUUAUAAAAUAAACUGUAAUAUUUGAUGCCAGACUUUUUUUAGCCAACGUUAUCAAAUUAUUUUAUUUGUGUUACAAUUUGUUAACUAUUUCUUUUGAAGAUUCAAAUUUUCAAUCUUACUUUU
Messenger RNA from Trichogramma pretiosum, 1883 nucleotides. RefSeq names its product COP9 signalosome complex subunit 2 (gene alien). The transcript is spliced from 9 exons. The coding region runs from base 385 to 1719 and encodes 444 amino acids. The record is from RefSeq and is a predicted model, not a curated record. NCBI's taxonomy places the organism in Eukaryota, Metazoa, Arthropoda, Insecta, Hymenoptera, Trichogrammatidae. Gene Ontology annotation, cellular component: COP9 signalosome. Gene Ontology annotation, biological process: protein deneddylation.